UAAAUUCAACCGUGCGUCUUGAUACUUUCGUCAAGUGUUGUCAUCCAUCUUUUCGUUGAGUGAUUUUUGAGGUUGUCUCCACGUUGAGCCAAAUUGCAUCAAAAUGCAGAUCUUCGUGAAAACCCUUACGGGGAAGACCAUCACCCUUGAGGUCGAGCCCUCAGACACCAUUGAGAAUGUGAAGGCGAAGAUUCAGGACAAGGAGGGAAUCCCUCCCGAUCAGCAGCGUCUGAUCUUCGCCGGGAAGCAGCUGGAGGACGGACGCACGCUGUCCGACUACAACAUCCAGAAGGAGUCCACACUCCAUCUGGUCCUGCGUCUCCGCGGUGGCAUCAUUGAGCCCUCGCUGAGGAUUCUGGCGCAGAAGUACAACUGCGACAAGAUGAUCUGCCGCAAGUGCUACGCGCGCCUCCAUCCGAGGGCCACGAACUGCCGCAAGAAGAAGUGCGGCCACACCAACAACCUGCGCGCCAAGAAGAAGCUAAAGUAGAGCCCCUUCAGCGGCCCGCGAGGCUCCCGGAAGGCCUCCUGGCGCUCUGCUUGGCAGAUUUUGGUCUGUAAUUGAGAAAUUCUUGUGGUCAAUAAAAUGACUUUCCAUCUCA
Phlebotomus argentipes is the source of this 602-nucleotide messenger RNA. RefSeq names its product ubiquitin-ribosomal protein eL40 fusion protein (gene RpL40). The transcript is spliced from 2 exons. Gene Ontology annotation, biological process: protein ubiquitination; modification-dependent protein catabolic process; translation. Gene Ontology annotation, molecular function: ubiquitin protein ligase binding; structural constituent of ribosome; protein tag activity. Lineage: Eukaryota; Metazoa; Arthropoda; Insecta; Diptera; Psychodidae. The coding region runs from base 104 to 490 and encodes 128 amino acids. The record is from RefSeq and is a predicted model, not a curated record. Gene Ontology annotation, cellular component: ribosome; cytoplasm; nucleus.